AUGACCAAUAAUUAUAAUGAUUUGCCUAAUUUGCAAUCCGGGAAUAAUAAUGACACGAACGUUGACUAUAUUUUUAAUAGUCCCAAACCUUUUUUGAAAUUUAUUAAUGAUUUUUACUUGCAUUCUGUCACCAAUGCUAAAUAUGUAGAUGUUAAAUUUCUUUUAUCUAACAUUGCAAACCACCACCCGACUCAAGAUAAUGAUACAAAGAUACUUUCACAUUUCCUCAGUGCCGGAUUUCAAGUUUUACUAACUGACAUCAGUGAGCAAAACCACAAUUCUUUGAACGAGUAUGUUAAAAACUGCUUCACAAACUCAUCACACAUAUCAACAGCUCAACUGCCUGUACAAGUUUUACAAGAUAUUCAAAAUGACUCAUGUAUCCCAGCAACUUCUAUUAAUGAUUAUGGCAGAGAAAAAGAUGAAAAAUUAUGUUUCAGCAAAUAUAACCAUGCUUGUUUAGGAGGAACUUUUGAUAGGCUGCAUGUUGGUCACAAAAUUUUGCUUAAUCAGGCUGUUUUAGUAGCUAGAGAUGAGUUGACUGUUGGCGUCACAGAUGGAGUAAUGAAUCAAAAGAAAUUCCUAUCAGAUCUGAUAGAGCCAACAGAGCAGAGAAUAUCUGUACUUAAUUCAUUUCUAACCGACAUUCAGCCCAACCUAAAAUACAACAUCAUCCCAAUUACUGACAUGUUUGGUCCAAGCACCACAGACCCAACCAUCGACUGCCUGGUCGUUAGUGAAGAAACCACGAAGGGUGGUGACAUGGUUAACGAUGAGAGAGUGAAAAAGGGCCUCUCAAAGUUGCACAUAGAGGUUGUACAGCUGGUGAUGAAUGAUUCAGACUGUGGUCACGACGACAGAAAGAUAAGUUCUUCUAACAUUAGAAAACAACUGCUUGGUACUUUGUUAAGAACGCCGCAGAACAAGGAUAGCCUCCCAAAGUCUCCAUUCAUCAUUGGCUUGACGGGCGGCAUUGCAAGCGGCAAGACAUCUGUAAGCAAAAGAUUAGAAGGCCUUGGUGCUGGCAUCAUCAAUUGUGAUUUGUUGGGCCAUGAAGCCUACCUACCUGGAAGUGAAACUUUGGAAAAAAUUCGCCAAAAUUUCGGCAGCGAGGUCAUAGAUGCUACUGGCCAUGUUGAUAGGAAGAAAUUAGGUGGAAUCGUUUUUAGUGACAAAAAUAAGUUGAAUGAACUGAACCAAAUUGUUUGGCCUGCCAUUCAGAAAUUGGUCGAAAAAUAUGUUCAAAAAUUGACAUCGGAAGGUAAGUCAAUAAUUGUGUUGGAUGCAGCCGUGCUACUGGAGGCUGGUUGGGAUGGAGGUGUGCAUGAGGUCUGGACCGCCAUCAUCCCCGCUCAUGAGGCGGAAAAACGAAUCAUGGAGAGGAACAAAGUAAGCCAGGGUGAGGCGCGGGAGCGUAUCAAAUCCCAGAUAUCCAACCAGGAACGAAUCAGCAGAUCCAAUGUAGUCCUGUGCACACUUUGGGAGUACCCCUAUACACAAAAGCAGGUUGAAAAAGCUUGGAGGUUAUUACUGGAAAGGAUUCCGAAGUAG
Messenger RNA from Helobdella robusta, 1551 nucleotides. RefSeq lists its product as hypothetical. Gene Ontology annotation, molecular function: dephospho-CoA kinase activity; ATP binding. The record is from RefSeq and is a predicted model, not a curated record. The transcript is spliced from 10 exons. NCBI's taxonomy places the organism in Eukaryota, Metazoa, Annelida, Clitellata, Rhynchobdellida, Glossiphoniidae. The coding region runs from base 1 to 1551 and encodes 516 amino acids. Gene Ontology annotation, biological process: coenzyme A biosynthetic process.